CAGGAUGGAUGCAUGGAGAAGGGGACGAACCGCCUUGCACAGGGAAAAGACGAUGUGAGCCAGCCCCGCUCCGGUGGUCCAUGUGAGCAGAAUCAGCCUUACCUCAGAGUGGGGUCUGAGACUUCCCUGCUUUUCUGCGGGGGUCUCUGCAGACGGGAGAUCCCUUUCCUGUGGGACGGGAGUUCCUCAUGCCCGGCGCUGGCAAAGUUUGGAGCAGAGGACGGACACCUCAUCAUUCCCAACUCUGUGAGCCAGCAGCCGAGUCGUGUUCUCCCCACACCUAGACCUCCUCGCCAGCAUGCCUGGACCCUUCUUGCCUGGGCAAAGGAACAGUGCAGCCCUUUUCUCCGGCCAGACUGACUCGGAGGCUGUGAGAGCUCUCCUCAUCUCCUGCACUGCAGGAGGAGAGCCUGGGGCAUUGGUGACUGGGGACACCAGAGAAAGCCACCUUUCCCUGGGGAUCCUGGAAGGGGACCAGGGUGGCUGACCGAUUCCCAGGGCUGGUUCCCCAGGCUGGAGCCGGUGAUAAUGCCAAGCUGUGCCAAUGCCGAGCCGUGCCGGGUGGGUGGGUGACAAUGGGUGGGUGACUCCAGGGAGCAGACCGAAAGGUGCCCCUGGCUAAUCAGCUCCCACCCACCGUGUUUGCCCGGCAGUGCCCGAGUGGCUUCUGGUCCCACCCGGCGUUGCCGCUGUGAGCGUUUGGAGAGAGGAGAGGGAGCUCUGCAGAGCCGGUGUGGGUGACAGCCUUGCCCAGGCUGGGACACUCUCCUCGCCAGUGCUGCACCUUGCCAGGAGCUGGGGACCCCAUCUCAGCACUCUGGACACCUCAGAACACCGUGCUCAGGGCAGGGAGGGCUCAGAGGGAGACACCAGGAGCUGCGGUCAUCCCAAAAACAGGAGAGCAGGGCAGCUCUGGAGCCGGACUCUGGCUGUCCCCAAGCCCAGUGGCUGGCGUCCCACUCCCUGAGUGUCCCCAACACUGGUGACAAGGUUCCAAAACCGCUCCCAAUGCUGGUCAGGGAGCCCAACAUCCACCUCAAAGGGGCACAAGGCUGGAGAUGAGGGGUCUGAACCUGCACGAGGGUGGUGCAGCACCUGGAGUACCCCACGGAAAGGUUUUGCCCACUGCAGCGGCAGCCCCUGUUUGCAGAGGCAUCGCUCGAUAAACGGGUGAGUCCUGGGGGUGCCUCUGAGCGCUGACAUGGCUGCGGGUGUCAUCCAGCCCCUGGCCGAGCUGCGGCUGCCCUCGCCCUUCCCGCACGGCCUCCUGCUGCCCACGCACCCUGAGCCCGACUUCCCCAACCUCUCUGAGGAAGAGGAGGAAGAAGAGGAGGAGGACGACGUGGAAGCAGUGGAGGAGAGCGUGAGGUCAGAGCUGGCCAGUGUCUCCAGCACUGCCGAGACCACCCUGCGUCUCCUCAAGUUUUCAGAGUUCAUCAGCUGUGACAUCCAGCGCUACUUCGGGCGGCGGGGCCGGGAGGAGGCCACCAGCAGCCGCCCCGUGCCUGAGGACUGCGGCUCACCACAGAGCGCUGAGGCUGUGCCUGAGGUAACGGCCCCACGGGACGGCCCAGGGGCCACACACAGGCUGGGGCCACUGGCCGAGCUCUUUGAGUAUGGCGUGCACCGGUGCCUGCCUGCCCGGGUGGCCGGCGGCAAGACACAGCGGCUGGAGAGGAAGUAUGGCCACAUCACCCCCAUGCACUGCCGGAAGCUGCCGCCCUCCUUCUGGAAAGAGCCAGGCCCAGGCCCCGCCAGCCUCCUCCACACUGGUACCCCUGACUUCAGCGACCUCCUGGCCAACUGGACAGUAGAGCCAGGGCCAGAGCUGCCAGGCACUGGGCAGGAGUUGCUGGGUCGCCCGGGGCUGGAGGCAGAGCCCUUUGCUGGGCUGUGACCCCACUGCGGCCCCACCGUGGCCCCGGGGGCCCUGGUCCCGCCACGUGCCACCCAGUUAAUGAUAAACCCGGUGGCCUCAGUGCCAGCACCAGGGCACUCAGAGCUGCCGGGUCGAAACUGGUGA
This is a messenger RNA of Cinclus cinclus, 2023 nucleotides long. It is a transcript of the gene PERCC1, whose product is annotated as proline and glutamate rich with coiled coil 1. The transcript has 5 exons. The record is from RefSeq and is a predicted model, not a curated record. The coding region runs from base 1202 to 1897 and encodes 231 amino acids. Lineage: Eukaryota; Metazoa; Chordata; Aves; Passeriformes; Cinclidae.